AUGCCAGACUGGUCUCUUCUACCGGAGGAGCUAAUCCAUUUCAUCUCCCUGAAUCAUGACAACUGUUUCGAUGUCGUUCAUGCUCGCUCUGUUUGUACCUCGUGGCGAUCCACAUUUCCCUUCUCGGCUUGCCUAUUACGUCCAAGUUACUCUCUUCCCACGUUUGCCCAGUAUCCUCGAGAAAACGAACGCUUGUGCAUUCUCGAGAAGUUCCCUUUGUUUCUCUUUAGAGUCAAAUCUCCUCAGGGUGCUGCGUCUGAAUAUUUCUUGGGAGGAAUAAGCCGGUAUGAGUCAAAAGGUCGUCAGAUAAACUUUCCAUCUCCUCUUCAGUGUUCAGUGAAAGUGAAUAUCCCCGAAUCUCAACCAGCCUUAAUGAACAUGCUUGAAUGCCAGAUCUUCCCUUUAAGCGAUCAUUACAGAAUGAUUGGUUGGGAUAUUGAAGAAUGGAAAACAAAAGGUUACAGAGGGGUGGCUUUUCUUCCGCUAAUCAAGGAGCGAGGAGGAGGAUUCAUUGUGCUUGUCAACUACAGUAACUUUUUGUUGGUAUUAAGAAGUGCUGAAAUGGAGUGGAUACGGCUUAAGAGAUUCACAAUUGCUUCGUGCCAGAACGUGAUCGUUUUUAGAGGCAAGUUCUACGGAACGGCUCUUAAUAGGGAUAUUUUCUUUAUAGAUCCUUUUACCCUCCAGGUGACUCCUUUGAUGCCCUUGCAGCCUUUGAGCUCGCGAAACUAUCUGGUUCCAUCUGGAAAUGAUGAUGAACUAUUCUUGGUUGAGAAAAUCAUCCCUCCUCCUGAUGUGUCAGAUUUUAGUCAGUUCACAUGUAGAGUGUGCAGGCUAGAUGAAGAGGCUGGUAAAUGGGUUGAGGUCAGCGACGUAGGAGGUCGUGUGUUGUUUAUUGGACACCCGGGAUCUGUCUCAUGCUUUGCUAAGGAGCUACCUGAUAGUUGUGGUGUCAGUGGGAACUCCUUGUUGUUCACCAACGGGCCAGGCAAUGAAACUUACACCUAUAAAUAUGGAGUAAACACAGGAUGCGAGGAGGAAGAAGACCUCAACAUUUGGAGUCUCUCAGGAGAAAAUCAUGUGAUGACCAUCAUAACAUCUCCGGUAGUGGCUUUCCGGGUUCAGGACGUUCAAAGCCCGGGAUUUUCUCUUUUCAUAAAUGAAAAAUGAUUUAAAAAGUUGUAAAUCUGUCCUCAUAUAAAUUAAUUCGAAGUGCUCAACGG
Molecule: messenger RNA, 1223 nt
Organism: Eruca vesicaria subsp. sativa (arugula)
Lineage: Eukaryota; Viridiplantae; Streptophyta; Magnoliopsida; Brassicales; Brassicaceae
Source: the annotation of a GenBank genome assembly